Messenger RNA from Acanthamoeba castellanii str. Neff, 1029 nucleotides. Its product is annotated as Cut9 interacting protein Scn1, putative. The record is from RefSeq and is a predicted model, not a curated record. Gene Ontology annotation, molecular function: hydrolase activity, acting on ester bonds. Bases 1 to 1029 code for a protein of 342 amino acids. Lineage: Eukaryota; Discosea; Longamoebia; Acanthamoebidae. The transcript is spliced from 5 exons.
AUGCAGCAGGCGAAGAAGAAAGUGGCAGAAAAGAAGAAGAAGAAGAUUCAUCCGCUGAUGCGGCUGCUCUUCGACACGCACUGCCACCCACAAGACGACACGUGUAACGUGGACCUCAUUCCGCAACUGCCCGUCGCUGGCCUCUGCCUCAUUGGCGUACGCGACAUCGACUGGCCAGUGGUGGAGGAGCUACACAGCCGUUACGGGGACAAGGUGCGGGCCGCCUUCGCCGUCCACCCGUGGUACGCGCACCGGCGCGGUUCGGAUUGGCUGGAGGAGCUCGAGGCCCUUCUGCGACGCAAUCCCGCCGCCAUCGUGGGCGAGAUAGGGCUCGACCGUGCCGCCACGACUCCCGACACUGGUCGCUGUGAGCACCAGCACCAGCUCGAGGUCUUCGAGAAGCAGUUUCGCUUGGCCGGGCGACUGCAGCGCCCGGUGUCGAUCCACUGUGUUCGUGCCUUUGGUCAGUUUUUCGAAGCCGUUCAACAGAUCUUGAAAGAAGACGGAAAGAUGGCGCUGCCGCCCAGCAUCAUCAUGCACUCGUAUGGAGGCACGGCCGGCAUGAUGGACUCGCUUACCACGAUGAAGCAGGGGAUCGGGAGCCGGUUCUACUUCUCCUUCUCGCCCGUCAUCAACAUGCGCUCGCCCAAGACCGUGGAGGUCAUCAAGCACAUCCCGCAGGACCGACUGCUCAUCGAAACCGACCAGAACACGCCCACAUCAAUCGAAGACGACAUCAUGGAGAUGUGUGAGAUCGUGGCCAAGGCGCGAGGCUGGAGCGUCGAGCAGGCCGCCCGGAUUACGCUGGAGAAUGCGCAGCGGGUGUUUGACUUCCCUCGGAUCGCGCCUGGCCCACCGGAGAUGGACGACGACGAAGGGGCCUUCGCCUCCUUGGCCGGGCUCCACGUGCGAGACGACGACGGAGCGAAGGCCAACGCGACAAGCAACGAGAAAGACGAUGACGAAGAGGAGGAGGAGGAAGAUGAUAGCGACGGUGCCUCCAGCGGAUGGUGGGUCAAGAGACCAUGA